This is a messenger RNA of Lolium rigidum, 482 nucleotides long. RefSeq names its product umecyanin-like. The transcript is spliced from 2 exons. The record is from RefSeq and is a predicted model, not a curated record. Gene Ontology annotation, cellular component: plasma membrane. Bases 1 to 399 code for a protein of 132 amino acids. Gene Ontology annotation, molecular function: electron transfer activity. NCBI's taxonomy places the organism in Eukaryota, Viridiplantae, Streptophyta, Magnoliopsida, Poales, Poaceae.
AUGGCGAUUCCAUGUCUACCGACGGCGCUCCUGGCCGGUUUCCUCCUCCUCGUCGCGCCGCCACCGUGGUCCGCCGUGGAGGCGACCGACCACGUCAUCGGGGACUCGAUCUGGUCCAUCCCUACAACCAACGACCACUACCGCCUCUGGGCGAGCAACCGGACGUUCUACGCCGGCGACAACCUCGUGUUCCGGUUCGACACAGGAAUGUACAACGUGAUGCAGGUGGGCAGGGGGGAGUACGACGCCUGCACGGCGGAGGACCCCUACCAGAUUUUCGACACCAGCCCCGCCGUCUACCAUAUCGAGUUCCCUGAUGUGCGCUACUUCAUCAGCAGCAUCGCCAACUACUGCAGCCUCGGAGUCAAGAUCUGGCUCCCGUCAGAGAAACGACCCUAGCCUAGCCUUGAAUAAUACUUCUAUGCAUUCUCCAGUGUAUCCUACAGUACCUACUUCCAUUCGUCUCCUGAAUCUAUCUGGUG